This is a messenger RNA of Capsicum annuum, 1781 nucleotides long. Its product is annotated as autophagy-related protein 18a-like. Gene Ontology annotation, molecular function: phosphatidylinositol-3-phosphate binding; protein binding; phosphatidylinositol-3,5-bisphosphate binding. Gene Ontology annotation, biological process: protein lipidation; autophagy of mitochondrion; nucleophagy. Lineage: Eukaryota; Viridiplantae; Streptophyta; Magnoliopsida; Solanales; Solanaceae. Gene Ontology annotation, cellular component: cytosol; extrinsic component of membrane; phagophore assembly site membrane. The record is from RefSeq and is a predicted model, not a curated record.
AUGUCUACAAGUAAAGCUAAACGGAAACUUCUCUCCGUAAAUUUUCUUCUACCUUACACUUACACCCCCUAUCUUCCUUCAAUCAUUUCAUUCUCAUCCUUUUCUCUCACCGCCUCUUUCUUUCUCUCUCUACUGUUGCACGCAAUUCCUCCGCCGUGCCUCAUGACCUCUACCCUCCCUUCCCCCUCCCCUUGGACCAAUUCAACCCCUUUCGUUUCCCCUCACAUGUCGGAAAAGUCUCAAAAUCUCGAUUCCGGUGAUCGGUCCUCUCUGUCGGACCUCUCCGAUAUCUCAGCUGCCGUCAACGACGCCAUUGAUGAUGAACGCCGUGAUCAGACCUCGGUUACCGACACUACUGCCGCCGCCGCUGCCGUGACUAGCGUGCAGAAUGUUGUUAACCCUAACCCUAAUUCAGUUUCCGUUCCUAUUGAUUCCUCUCCUCCGAAUGUCCUUUACCUGUCUUUCAACCAGGAUUACGGUUGCUUCGCUGCGGGAACCGAUCGUGGAUUCCGGAUCUACAACUGUGACCCGCUCCGUGAGAUUUUCCGUCGCGAUUUUAACGGCAGUGCUAAUGGUGGAGGUGGAAUUGGUGUUGUUCAGAUGCUUUUUCGGUGCAAUAUAUUGGCGUUGGUUGGUGGAGGUCCGGAACCUCAAUAUCCGUUGAAUAAGGUUAUGAUAUGGGAUGAUCAUCAAUCUAGGUGCAUCGGAGAGCUAUCUUUUCGAUCGGAGGUGAAAUCUGUGAGGCUCAGAAGAGAUAGAAUUGUGGUUGUUUUAGCUCAGAAGAUAUUUGUUUACAACUUUUCGGAUUUGAAGCUGUUGCAUCAGAUUGAGACAGUGGCGAAUCCCAAGGGACUGUGUGAGGUAUCACAGGUAUCGGGAUCAAUGGUUCUGGUUUGUCCGGGUUUACAGAAAGGUCAGGUGAGAGUGGAACAUUAUGCUUCUAAGAGGACUAAGUUUAUAAUGGCACAUGAUUCAAGGAUUGUGUGUUUCGCGCUCACAAAUGAUGGGAGGUUGCUGGCUACUUCAAGCAGUAAAGGGACUCUUGUUAGAGUGUUCAAUACUUUAGAUGGAUCUCUGGUUCAAGAGGUGAGGAGAGGCGCAGAUAGAGCAGAAAUUUAUAGCCUUGCUUUUUCUCCAACUGCACAAUGGCUAGCUGUUUCCAGUGAUAAAGGAACUGUCCAUGUGUUCAAUCUAAAGGUUGAUUCAGCAGCUUUAGGAGUUGAUAGACCAAGAGGGACAUCUGAGUCAAAUCCUUCAUCUCCAUCGGCUGUGUCACAUCUCUCCUUCAUCAAAGGUGUGCUACCAAAGUAUUUCAGCUCUGAGUGGUCUGUUGCGCAGUUCCGGUUGCAAGAAGGUCUGCAGCACAUUGUGGCCUUUGGUCACCAAAAGAAUACGGUUGUGAUUCUUGGCAUGGAUGGCAGUUUCUACCGCUGCCAGUUUGAUGCAGCAACUGGUGGGGAGAUGACCCUGUUGGAACAUCAUAGUUUCUUAAAGUCUGAGGAGAACUUCUAAUUCGGGAAAGCGAGCUGUGGGCAUGCUACAGUUCUCUGUUCUCUUUGCUACCCUAGUUCUUGUGUGGCCUUUGUUUUUACUGUAUCUAUUUAUGAAUUCUUAGACAUGGUAGUGGCUGUAAAUAUGCAUAUAUAAUCCAGAAAAAAAAUGUACAUAUAUAAGGUGAGAACGGGUCGGCCUUUGUAGCAACCAACUGGCUAUAUAGGUUACUGCUUUGUAUGUUGCCAAAUAACAAUAUCGUUGUGAAAAUGUCUGUCAUCUUAGUAGUA